Messenger RNA from Silurus meridionalis, 3004 nucleotides. Its product is annotated as phospholipid scramblase 1-like. Lineage: Eukaryota; Metazoa; Chordata; Actinopteri; Siluriformes; Siluridae. Gene Ontology annotation, biological process: plasma membrane phospholipid scrambling. Gene Ontology annotation, cellular component: plasma membrane. The record is from RefSeq and is a predicted model, not a curated record. The transcript has 8 exons. Bases 262 to 984 code for a protein of 240 amino acids. Gene Ontology annotation, molecular function: phospholipid scramblase activity.
CUCUCUCUCUCUCUCUCUCUCACCCACACACAAACACAGUGUUUCUCUUGAAAUACUCGGUUUUGGUUUCUGUUUCUCCUAUAGGCACUUUUAGCUCGUACACAGCUCCAUCUGGUUUUUCUGCUCAGCUAUCUAAUUUCUUCCGGCUUCAACACGUGGUUCAUCCUUGGUUAUGUGCGUUUGAAUUGCUUUGUGUUUUGUUAGUGUAGCUUUUACUAGGCAGGUUUACAAGCAGUAAAUUUUUCCCCUUGGGACUUUAAGAUGGGAGAAACAUCAAUCACUGAUCCAGCCCCUGACUCUGUGGCUCCUCAGAGUCUUCCCAUGAGACCAGUUGGAUGUCCCCCUGGCCUGGAGUAUUUGACACAGAUCAACCAGCUUCUGAUUCACCAGAAGGUUGAGAUGGUUGAAGUUUUUUUUGGAUGUGAGACCAACAACAAGUACAUGGUGAAGAACACGCUCGGCCAGCAGAUCUUUUACGUAGCCGAGGAGAACGACUGUUGUAAUAGGAACUGUUGCGGACCAAUUCGUUCCUUCGUCAUUCACAUUCAGGACAACCUGGGCUACGAGGUGAUGAGGCUGACGCGACCGUUGCGCUGCGGCAGCUGCUGUUUCCCCUGCUGUCUGCAAGAGCUUGAGGUGCAGUCUCCACCGGGCUUUCCUAUUGGCUACAUAGUUCAGACAUGGCACCCUUGCUUACCCAAAUACACCAUUCAGAAUGAGAAGAAACAGGACAUUCUGAAGAUUGUGGGACCCUGCUGCCCCUGGAAAUGUUGUUCUGAUGUGAAUUUUGAGGUUUUGUCAUUGGACGAAACGGCCUCCGUGGGUCGGAUCAGUAAGCAGUGGGCGGGCCUCCUGAAAGAGGCUUUCAGCGACGCUGAAAAUUUCGGCAUCGAGUUUCCAAUGGACCUGGAUGUCAAGAUGAAGGCGGUGCUUCUUGGAGCCUGUUUUCUAAUCGAUUUCAUGUUCUACGAGGAUCCUAAAUAAAAAUCUGACCUCGACCUCCUUCUUUUUCUGUCACCAUGAGACGUCCGUCCUUUGGCUCUUUAGAAAACAUAAUAUGAUGGAUAUGUAGUACAUCUUUCUUUUUUUUUUCUUUUUUUUUAUCUACAAAUAUUGAAUGUAUCUUGUAUAGACAUGUACACUGUAGUACCCUUUUUUGUCUAUCUGUUUCAUGUGUAUUAUAAAUAUAACCUCUAGAUGGCAGCGCAGCGCUUCAGUGUAACAGUUACUGAGCCAUUGUUUUUACGCUCUGUUCAUUAUGAUGAUGUGCCAGUUUAUAGAUCACAGACUUUUACUUUUAAAAGCAACUGAAUAUUAGGCCACUUUGGCAAAUACUACAACUUAAUUGGUCCCUGGACAACCAGAACAGUCUGACUACUACAUCUACAUGAAAAGUAUAGAGCUCAGUUUGAUCAAUAAUAGAAGAUUUGUAUACAGCAACUGAGGUCCCAGUUGAGCAAGUCGUUCCUCCGAAUGAAAGUCCUCAUUGAUGCCCAUCACAGGUGACCCAGAUCAGUCUAUCUGUGCAUUUAAAUCUUUUGACCAAUGGAUGACCCCUCAAAAAAACAACCCCAAUUACCCAAUACUAUGUUAGCUCUCUCGCUAGUCUGGAUUCAACAAAGCAAAAGCCAGGAAGCCAUAAGUGACUCUUCCCUGGCCUUGAUGGUUGAAACAGUCUUGCUGCAGCAGGAUAACAAAGGCCAUACCUUCCCACGUGUAGUGAUUCUUCUUUCGAGUCUUCGCUCAAUAAUUAAUCGAGAACGCACAUCAAUUUUUGAUCCCGUUACGGCUGAGCGUGAGCAUCGCCAGAGGUGCUUAAGGAUACACUAUACAAAACCUAAACCAGAUGCCAGAUUGCAAUAAGCGAACUCGGCGCUUGACUGUGUUACAAGGGCAGAACUGUUUUUAUUUAGAGCCGCUCUGUGAAAUCAUAUCGGGAAUCAAAUCGUGUCGGGAGAUGAUGGCACCCACACACUCGAUUAGAUCCUGAGACAAAAGUGACAUGAAACUGAAUAGACAAGCGUCCCGAAUGUCAGAAUGUCAAGCAGGUAUGAAAUUGAAAAUUGAAAUACUGGAAUACAUACUCAUCAGAGGUUGCUGACACAAGGUUGGUUAGGGUCCAUAGAUCUGUUCUGUUUGACCCAAAAGGCAUCAGGAUUCAUCAGAUUAAGCAAUGUUUUUUCAAGUAUCCAGGUUUAGGGACCAACAUGGCAUCAGAUUUUGUGCUCAUGGCUGACAGGAGAGGGUUGUAGCAAAUCCUCUGUAAACAUAGCAAAUUAGCCUCAAUUAGCCUUCCAGUCAGGUCAAACCGUCUAGCUUUAGUUUUGGAACAGGUCUAGAUAUGGAGCUGCUAUUUGACACGGAUGAGAUUCGACAUUUGAUGAGGUACAAAUGUGAAGAACGAGCAGCCUGUUUCGAGGUCCCUAGUGCUACUCUGGCACACUGCUGGAAAGAAAAAUCUGAUCACCACUCUAGAAUCUCACAAUGCAUACCAUGGCCUCAUUUGUUCGAUCUUCAGCUCUGUUUCUCUCCCAGGCUGUCCGGCUCGAGCUCUGCAGUGGAAAGAAAGAUGCCUGCCCUUUUAUUUAUUAAUCGCAUUCUGCUAAUUCAGAGUUGCCUGGCCCUGUUGUAGUUGAGCCUAGAGCAUGGAUCCGAGCCUUAUCAAAUAUGCAGCAACUUUCAAAGCCAGACCUGCUCUGCCAAAACCCCCUCUGACAGACUCCAGGCCCUCAAUUCACCCCCAUGCGCUGCUGUCAGUCAAAUCAGCCCGGCUCAUCAGAGGCGUCAAAAUCGAUAUCUGGUGUAAGACGAGACUAACAAGGUGCAGGUGCAGAUUCUUUCUAUUCCUCAGCACUGUCGAUAAUACAUAAAAUAUGACUAUACAAUAUCAUGAUGCACAACACUACAGCAGUUCGGGUUAUUUCUUCCAUGGCGCUGUUCUCUAUUCUGAUUGUCCAGAAUGUUUUGAUGUUUUCUCCCCCUCAAAUAAACAUAUUCAGAUUUA